AAGACUGAAAGUUCCAGUUCGAGGAAAGUAUCCUCCUUACAGCUUCUGCCGACUUCAUUUGACUUCUGCCAAGAUGGAUACCGAAAAAGGCACCUACCCCGAACGACAAGCCGUCCCAAGCCAAGAUGGGCACGAUACCGACCACUCGAGCGAGGACCAUGCCGCGGAUUCCGCCCCGAAAGUGGAGGAGCAGACGUACAAUGAUAGAAAGGCUUGGAUUACGGUCGCUGCAUCGUCACUGACCAUGUUCGUCUAUCUCGGUGUCAUCUACUCCUGGGGCAUCAUGCAAGUCAAGCUUGUCGAAACCACGGAUUCAAGUCUGACCACUUUGACGUUCGUCGGCUCAUUGGCGACCUCGUUCAUGAUUUGUUUCAGUAUUUUCUCCGACAAAAUCAUAAGCAGGAUAGGAUACCGGCUGGCUGCAUUGAUUGGAGGCAUCUUCAUGGGGUUGGGCGAAGUCCUUGCAAGCUUUACUACUCACCAUGUUGUCGCCUUGUUCUUCCUACAUGGUCUUGUAUUUGGUCUUGGUGGUGGAUUGUGUAUUUUUUCUGUCUCGACUGCUCCGAUGGGUCUAUUCAAGAAACAUAAAGCACUGGUCAUGGGUUUUGUUUUCGGUGGUGGCAGCUUGGGUUCUGCCAUCAUGAGUGUCGUGACCAACUAUCUUGUCAAGGACUUGGGUGUUUCCUGGACAUUCCGCAUUCUUGGUUUCGUUCUCUGGGGCAAGACCUCUCGUCAACUACAAUGGUAUCGCUUCAAGGAACCUCGCUUCCUCCUGCUCGUUAGCGGCACGGUACUUUCUUGUUUUCCACUCUUCAUUCCUCCUUACUUCAUUCCGAUCUUUUCGAGAUCGAUGGGCUACACCAAGGAGAUCGGUAUCAUCAUCCUCGCCUGCUGGAACUUGGCUUCAACUUUAGGCCGAGUCGUCGCCGGGUGGGUUGCCGAUACCAUUCUGGGACCAGUCGAGAGUCUGGCAAUCUGCAUGCUCUUCAUGGCCCUCAGGUCUCUCAUCGUGUGGCCCCUGUCAUCAUCAAUCGGCAUCUUCUCUGUAUAUCUCAUCUUCAACGGCAUCGGAUGCGGCGCAUUCUUCAGCCUCACGCCCAUUGCCGUCAGCGCCACAUUUGGUGGAAAGAAUACACUCCGCAUCAUUCCUGUUGUCUGGACGACGUGGUUCUGCGGUUUCUUCUUCGGCACACCAAUUGAUUCUGGCCUUUACUCCAUCUCAGGUGAUGUUGAUGGGCUUGAAAAGUUUCGCCCUGCCGCUUACUAUGCCGGGGCAAUGGCGUUGGCUGGCUUUGCAUGUGUUUCGGGAAUAAGAUUUGCUCGCAAAACAGGGACUACAGAGAAGUCUUAA
Colletotrichum phormii is the source of this 1351-nucleotide messenger RNA. RefSeq names its product major facilitator superfamily transporter. Gene Ontology annotation, molecular function: transmembrane transporter activity. NCBI's taxonomy places the organism in Eukaryota, Fungi, Ascomycota, Sordariomycetes, Glomerellales, Glomerellaceae. Gene Ontology annotation, biological process: transmembrane transport. Gene Ontology annotation, cellular component: membrane. The coding region runs from base 74 to 1351 and encodes 425 amino acids. The record is from RefSeq and is a predicted model, not a curated record. The transcript has 5 exons.